Cyprinodon tularosa is the source of this 9863-nucleotide messenger RNA. RefSeq names its product spectrin beta chain, non-erythrocytic 4-like. NCBI's taxonomy places the organism in Eukaryota, Metazoa, Chordata, Actinopteri, Cyprinodontiformes, Cyprinodontidae. The record is from RefSeq and is a predicted model, not a curated record. Gene Ontology annotation, biological process: actin cytoskeleton organization. Gene Ontology annotation, cellular component: cortical actin cytoskeleton; cell junction; cell projection. The transcript is spliced from 44 exons. The coding region runs from base 400 to 8478 and encodes 2692 amino acids. Gene Ontology annotation, molecular function: structural constituent of cytoskeleton; phospholipid binding; actin filament binding.
GCAUCACUAGAGGAGGAGGAGGAGGAAGAGGAGGAAGGAGACGCUGUGUCAGGUGGAAACGUGGACCUCUAUGGAUAUCAUCAUCGCCCUCCACCGGCUCUCCACCUCAGCACCAACUGCGCCUCCCGGCCGGUGUCCCCAGCUGCUCCCCUUUAUUCCCACGCUGCAUCCUCCCCAUCCUCCUGCGGAUGAAGCGCUUCCCGGCGUAGCGGACACCGAUCGAGGGAAGACCCUGCUGGAAUAACAGCCUCCCUCCAUUCAUAGCCGUUCCGCUUAUCGAUCCAACCGGCCGCGUCUUUAGAGGAGGACACAUCCAAGCAGAAAUCUGAGAGUGACCCUUCAGGGACGCCGGCCUGCAUUUGGGUGCAGGUUGCUGCAGUGAUCCGGGUGAAGUGCGCGAUGGCUAAUGCCUCUCCAGACCUGGACAAUGCAGAAGCUCAGCGCCAGCUCAAUAACAACAACCGACCAAUCAGCUCUGGGUUCUGGGAGACUGAGUGUACAAGCUCCAAAUUGUUUGAGUGUUCCCGCAUCAAGGCUCUGGCAGAUGAAAGAGAUGCAGUGCAGAAAAAAACCUUCACAAAGUGGGUCAACUCCCACCUAGCCAGAGUGUCCUGUCGAAUAUCUGACCUCUACAACGACCUGAGGGAUGGCUAUAUGCUCACCAGACUGCUGGAGGUUCUUAGUGGGGAGCUCCUGCCGAGACCGACUAGGGGUCGUAUGCGGAUCCACUGCCUGGAGAAUGUCGACAAAGCGUUGCAGUUCCUGAAGGAGCAGAGGGUUCAUCUAGAAAAUGUUGGUUCCCAUGACAUAGUAGAUGGAAACCAUCGCCUCACGCUGGGCCUUAUCUGGACUAUCAUCCUCCGUUUUCAGAUCCAGGUGAUCAAAAUAAACACUGCAGACAACAGAGAAACCCGCUCGGCCAAAGACGCUCUGCUGCUUUGGUGCCAGAUGAAGACUGCAGGAUACCCUGAGGUGAACAUUCAGAAUUUCACCACCUGCUGGAGAGAUGGCCUCGCCUUCAACGCCCUCAUACACAGACACAGACCUGACCUAAUAGAGUUCCAUAAGCUGACGCGCUCCAAUGCAACCCACAACCUGCAGCAAGCCUUUAACGUCGCCGAGAACCACCUGGGUCUCACCAAACUCCUGGACCCUGAGGAUGUGAACACAGAGAACCCAGAUGAAAAGUCCAUCAUUACGUAUGUGGUCUCCUACUACCACUACUUCUCCAAGAUGAAGGCUCUUAUUGUGGAGGGGAAGAGGGUUGGCAAGGUGUUGGACAACUGCAUCGAGACUGAAUCGAUCGUGAACCGAUAUGACGCUCUGGCCUCAGACCUGCUGGACUGGAUAGAGAAGACCAUUGCCAUUAUCAGCAACCAGAAAUUUGCCAACUCGCUGACUGGAGUUCAGCAGCAGCUGCAGGCUUUCACAACCUACUGCACUAUAGAGAAGCCCAUCAAGUUUCAGGAGAAAGGAAAUCUUGAGGUCCUUCUGUUCACCAUCCAAAGCAAACUCAGAGCCAAUAACCAGAAACCCUACGUGCCUCAUGAUGGGAAGCUGAUCUCAGACAUCAACAAGGCCUGGGAAAGACUGGAGAAGGCGGAGCAUGAGAGAGGCAUGGCUCUACGCAAAGAGCUGAUUCGUCAGGAGAAGCUGGAGCUUUUGGCUCAGCGUUUUGACCACAAAACAACCAUGAGGCAAGCGUGGCUCAACGAGAACCAGAGACUCGUGUCGCAGGAUAAUUUUGGCUACGAUCUGCCUGCAGUCGAGGCUGCGAUGAAGAAACACGAGGCCAUCGAGGCGGACAUAGCCUCUUACGAAGAAAGGAUCGGUGUGGUUAUUGAGCUCUCCUCAGAGAUGGAAAAGGAAGGAUACUACGACAUCCGACGCAUCCUGGCACGCAAGGAGAACAUCCUGGGCCAGUGGAGUCUCCUAAAGGAGCUGGUGGCUGGAAGGAGGACCCGCCUGGAGAAGAACCUGGCUUUGCAGAAGACCUUUCAGGACAUGGUCUACAUGAUCGACUGGAUGGAGGAAACGCAGGCUCAGCUGCUGUCAAAGGACUUUGGAAAACAUCUUCUGGAGGUAGACGACUUGCUGCAGAAGCACAGCCUGCAGGAAGCUGAUAUUUCAGUGCAGGCUGAGAGAGUGGAGAUGCUCAAUGCUGCUGCACUCAAAUUCACCACAAUAGAAGGCUACCAGCCAUGUGACCCACAGGUGAUCUGUAACCGUGUGAACCACGUCUCUACCUGUGUGGAAGAACUGAAACAGCUGGCGGCUAAACGGCGGGCUGAGCUUGAGGAGUCGAGACAGCUGUGGGCCUUUUUUCAGGAGCUGGAGGAGUCGGAGGCCUGGAUUCGGGAGAAAAGCUCCAUCCUGGCCUCUCAGGGAUAUGGGAAAGAUCUGAGCAGUGUGCUGAGGUUACUUCAGAAACACAAGACUCUAGCCGGGGAGCUGCUGGCUCAUCGCUCUCUGCUGCAGAACACCAUAAAACAAGGAAAGCAGAUUCUAAGUGAAAAGAGCUUUGGCACCACUGGGAUCCAGGAGCGCAUCAUGGAGGUAAAAGACGUGUGGAAAAGGCUGGAGGACCAGGCUGCGCAGCAUCUCAACCACUUGCAGGAAGCGCUCAACUUCUUCCAGUUCUCCACGGAGACAGACGACCUGGCGGCCUGGCUGCAGGACGCCUACCGUCUCGUCUCCAGCGAGGACUUUGGUCACGAUGAGUACUCCACUCAGUCUUUGCUGAAGAAACACAAAGGGGUCACAGAGGCUAUCGAUAAACACAGACUACAUGUUGUUGCGCUGCGGAAACACAUGAUGGUGCUGCCUCUGCAAUACCAAGAACAGGAGGAGGUGCAGGUGCGUUUGGGCGACGUGGAGCAGCUAUAUGCCGAGGUUGCUGAAGUCGCCGUGCUCCGGCAGCAGUGGCUUCACGAUGCGCUGGCUGUGUACCGCAUGUUCAGCGAGGUCAAUGCCUGUGAGCUCUGGAUCGAUGAGAAGGAGCAGUGGCUGGAGAAGAUGGAAAUCCCUGAAAAGCUGGAGGACGUGGAAGUGGUGGCACACAGGUUUGAAAGCUUGGACCAGGAGAUGAACAGCCUGAUGGGACGGAUCCUGGAUGUUAAUCAGAUAGUACAGCAGCUCCUGGAUGGAGGUCAUCCUUCUUCUGCGGAGGUCAGAGGUUGUCAGGAUCAUCUCAACUCCAGGUGGAACAGCAUCGUAGAGCUGGUGGAGCAGAAGAAAGACCAGCUGAACUCAAUGUUACGGCUGCAGAAUUACCUACUGGAGUGUGCUGAGAUCAAAUCCCAGAUCCAGGACAAGAGGAAAGCCAUUGAUGCCACACAGUACAUGGGCAGCGAUUUGGGAGGGGUCCUUGCUCUGCAGAGACGCCUUUCUACCAUGGAGGGAGCCCUGUCUGUCUUGGAGCCCAAACUGCUACAUCUACAGGAGGAAGCAGAGUAUCUGGCCACUGCUCAUCCAAGUCGAACCAUGGAAAUCCUUGUGCCGUUCGAUGGCAUCAGCGUGGAAUGGGAGGAGCUUAAGAGGACCCUGCAGGGAUGUGAAGACUCACUGAUGGUGGCUAGCAGGCUCCAGAGCUUCAUACAGGAUCUGGACUCCUUCCUAACCUGGCUGGUCCAGACCCAGACGGCUGCUGCCUCUGAUCAACUUCCCAACGACUUGGAAGAGGCAGAAAAACUCAUCAACAAACAUGCUGCUCUCAAAGAGGAGAUCGGACGGUAUGAGGAAGACUAUGAGCGUCUCCAAGCCAUGAACGAGCUUCUAGAGUCAGAAGAUGCACCUCUGCCUCAGGCGGCCCUGCAGCAGUGGCUCCAGAAGCUUGAUGUUGGCUGGAACAAGCUCCUCGAAAUGUGGGAGAGCAGGAGGGAAGUUCUGGUCCAAGCUCAUAUUUUUCACCUGUUCCUACGAGAUGUCAAACAAGCAGAGUCCUUCUUAAACAACCAGGAAUCGGCUCUCGCUCACGUGGAGCUUCCCACCACCGUAGAAACAGUCGAAGGUGCUAUAAAGAAACACAAGGACUUUACCACCACAAUGGAGCUGAACCUGCACAGGAUCAAAGCUGUGAUUGAGGCAGGAGAAAGCCUGAUCAGUCAGAACAACAUCUACUCCGAGCGCAUCAGGGAACGUAUCGACACCCUCGCCAGCAGGGGAAACAAGAACAGGGAGCUUGCCCAGCGGUGGCUGGAAAAACUGAAUGACCAAUGGGAACUUCAAAGAUUUCUCCAAGACUGUCAUGAGCUGGGGGACUGGGUGUACGAGAAGAUGCUGAUGGCGAGGGACAGCAGUCGCGACGAGACCCAAAAGCUUCAUAAGAAAUGGCAGAAGCACCAGGCUUUUAUGGCCGAGCUGGCCCAGAACAAGGAAUGGCUGGAUAAGAUCGAAAAGGAAGGCCAGCAGCUGAUUAAGGAGAAGCCGGAGCUGAGCCCCGUGGUCCGGAAGAAGCUGGAGGAGAUCAGGGAUUGCUGGCUAGAUUUGGAGAGCACCACCCAGGCCAAAGCCCGCCAGCUCUUCGAGGCCAACAAGGCGGACCUGCUGGUGCAGAGUUAUGAAAGCCUCGACCAGAGGCUGGGCCAGCUGGAGUGUCAGCUGUCCUACGUGGACCAGGGACAGGACCUCACCACCGUCAACAAACAGCUCAAGAAACUCCAUACCAUGGAGUCCCAGAUGGAGCAGUGGUAUAAGGAGGUGGGUCAGCUGCAGGUUCAGGCGGCUUCCAUCCCGCAGCAGACGCAGAUCCAAGGCACGGUGGUGGAGCGACAAGCUGCUGUAGAGACCAGGAUGGCCCGACUGAUCGAGCCAUUGAAGGAGAGACGGAGGCUUCUUCUGGCAUCUAAGGACGUUCAUCAAGUCGGGCGAGACCUGGAGGAUGAGAUUUUAUGGUUCCAGGAGCGCCUCCCUCUGGCCAUGUCCCAGGAACACGGCUCAUCACUUCAAGCCGUCCAGCAGCUCAUGAAGAAGAACCAGACACUUCAAAGAGAGCUGGAGGGACACAGGAGCAGAAUCGAAGAUGUCCUGGAGAGGGCAGGGAUCAUUGCCUCCAUUAGGAGCCCAGAGGCUGACUGCGUCAGAGCAGGUCAUGACCAGCUGGCCCAGCUGUGGGCUCUGCUGUGGGCUGAGACAGAGAGGAGGCAGCUGGUACUGGACGCCAUGUAUCAAGCCCAGCAGUAUUACUUUGACACAGCUGAGGUCGAGGCCUGGUUAAGUGAGCAGGAGCUGCACAUGAUGAAUGAGGAGAAGGGAAAGGAUGAGCCGAGCACGCUGCAGUUGCUGAAGAAACAUUUGCUCCUGGAGCAAACCAUCGAGGACUACGCUGAGACCAUUGGCCUGCUGUCACAGCAGUGUCGACAAUUGCUAGAGAUGGGACAUCCAGACAGCGAACAGAUCAGCAAGCGUCAGUCGCAGAUAGACCGACUGUACGUGUCCCUGAAGGACCUGGUGGAGGAGAGAAAGAGCCGCCUGGAGCAGCAGUACUGGCUGUAUCAGCUCAACAGGGAGGUGGACGAGCUGGAGCAGUGGAUCGCCCAGAGGGAAGUGGUCGCCAGCUCGCCAGAACUGGGCCAAGACUUUGAGCAUGUCUCCGUUCUCCAAGAAAAGUUUACAGAGUUUGCCUCGGAGACGGGAAGUGUGGGGCAGGAACGUGUGACGGCCGUCAACCAGAUGGUGGACGAGCUCAUAGACUACGGUCACUCUGAGGCCGCCACCAUCGCUGAAUGGAAGGACGGGGUUAAUGAAGCCUGGGCCGACCUGCUGGAGCUGAUGGAGACCAGAGCGCAGAUGCUCGCUGCGUCACACCAGCUGCAUAAGUUCUUCUCAGACUGCAAAGAGAUUUUGGCUCAGAUAGAAGACAAGCACCGCAGACUACCAGAAGUUCGGGCUCGGCAGGGGAGCACCUCCAACACCAGCACCCUGCAGAGACUCCUGCAAAACUUCGAACAGGACAUCCAGCUGCUGGUCACUCAGGUGCGUCAGCUGCAGGAGAGUGCGGCCCAGCUGAGAACGGUGUAUGCAGGAGAGAAGGCCGAAGCCAUCGCCUGUCGGGAGCACGAAGUGAUGCUGUGCUGGAAAGAGCUGCUGACAUCAUGCGAAGAGUGUCGACUGCAGAUCACCACCGAGACGGACAAGCUGAGGUUCUUCAGCAUGGUCCGGGAUCAGAUCAUGUGGAUGGAGUCAAUCAUCUGCCAGAUAGGCACAGGAGAAAAGCCAAGGGACGUGUCAUCGGUGGAGGUGCUGAUGAAUUAUCACCAAAGCCUUAAGAGUGAAGUGGAGGCCCGCAGCCAGAGCACCCUGGAGUGUAUCGAAAUGGGAAAAAUGCUGCUGGCUGCUAGAAACCCUGCUGCUGAGGAGAUUAAAGAAAAGCUGGAAAAGGUGAUUUCCAAGCAGCGGGAGCUUUUGGAGAAGUGGGACAAGCACUGGGAGGUUUUACAGCAAUUGUUGGAGGUCCAUCAGUUUGCCCAGGAGGCAAUGGUGGUGGAGGCCUGGCUGACCGCUCAGGAGCCGCUGAUCAAUAGCAAGGAGCUGGGAGGGAGCGUGGACGAGGUGGAGCAGCUCAUACGCCGACACGAAGCCUUCAGGAAAGCAGCCGCCACCUGGGAGGAGAGAUUCAGCUCCCUGCGACGCCUCACUACGGUGGAAAAGUUGAAAGCAGAACAGAGCAAAUUGCCCCCAACACCCCUUCUGGGGCGUAAAGUCUUCCUGGACCCACAAGAUGCAUCCUCCGUUCCAACAACCCUCCCCCGCCUUCCAGUCUCCCCCGUCAUGAGACAGACCAUCUACGAGCAGAAUGAGGCCAGCUCUCCUCCAUCUCCUUCGCCUGCCACCCCAACGCCCUCCCCAUCAGCUGCGGCUCGCCGGCUGGGGUCCACGGUCGCCAACUACACCCCCGUGAUGAACGGAUCCAGCUACAGACACAACCUGGAGGCGCGGCACGGUGGAGUGGUGGGUGUGGCAGCUGGACUAGGUCAGCCAGCUCCCUCGUCGAUUGCAUCUGUUGCCACGGCGGCAAUGUUGGUGUCGGCCAAUCAGAUGCGAGAAAGUACCAGCACUGCAAAAGAUCAGGCCACCAAAACCAUGAGUUACUUACAGCCGGGGCAGGCGGGAAAGGAGCUUGAGGUGAAAUCCUUGCCGUAUCUACGGCAACCCAAAAUCAAACACUUGGACGAUGCUGUGACGCCUUUGAUUGUGGCUAGCCGACUGGAGAGAGGCAGAGAGAGGGGUAGAGAACGGGAACGAGGGGGGGGAAUGGCAACAGAGCGAGCAGAGGUGGCGGUGAUGGCUGAGGUGGUGCUCCAGGAGCCGGGUCGAGAGGGUCUGCACAGCGAGCCCACCAGGGGGCCGCGGGGAUCCAGGACCGACCCCCUGGGUCACGCAGAACCUCAGGUCCAGACGUAUCAGCGGCAGCUCUCCAGUGAGCAGCUGAUCCAGGCGCGCAGAGAUGAGCUACCUCAGGAGGUGUGGAGAGAACAAGCAGAGAGGAGGCGGACGCUGGAGAGGCAAACCUCCAGUGAACAGGAGGGCCAUGACGGCCGGCGGAGAGAAAGGGACCGGCACCGAGGGGAGAGACAGGAGUCCAGUGAUGACAUGGGCAGGGAGCAAUCAGACAGACGCUCUACAGGAGGAGAGAAGAGAACCACCAUGGCAGAGAUAGUAGAGCAGCUUCAAGAAAGAGAAGCAGCACAGGCUCGUGGUGAGGUUCCCCGCCUGCCCAACGGUAUACCAGAAAAGUCUUCCCGUCUUGACCGGCCCAGAGCCAGGGACAGACCCAAACCAAGACGAAGGCCUCGUCCCAAAGAGCCAGGAGAGACAACGCGGAGGUCCAGAUCUGCUCCAGCUCAGAGCAGCCAGACGGCCCCCCAACCACCAACCCAUACAGCACACCAUGAGGGCUUCCUUUUCCGCAAGCUGGACAUCGAGAGCAUGAAGAAAAGCACCAAUAGCAGGUCUUGGGUCAACCUUUACUGCGUGCUGAACAAAGGGGAGCUGGGUUUCUACAAGGAUGCCAAGAACACUACCACGUCCUACAACAACGAGCCCCUGCUCAACCUCUCCCACUGCCACUGCGACGUCACCAACGGCUACAAGAAGAAGAAGAACGUCUUCACUCUGAAAACGAAGGAUGGCAGUGAAUUUUUGUUUCAUGCAAAGGAUGAGGAGGACCUCAAAGCAUGGGUGAACAACAUCACCGCCAGUAUUUCAGAGCACGAGGAGAUUGCCAAAUGGGGUCAGCCCCAACCAACUACCUCAUCCACGGACGAAGGGACACGGCGAGACGGCAGCAAAGUGGACAACAGGUCGGAUAGAGGCGGCGAGCGCUCCGAUCGUGGAGACCGGAUAGAGCGGGCGGACAAGGAAAAGGAAAGGGAAAAGGAGAAAGAGAAGGAGAGGGAGAGAGGAGAGCGGUCGGAGAAAUCAGAACGGGCGGGAAAGUCAGACGGAAAACGCUCCGAGAAGUCAAGCAAGAAGAAAUGAACAAAGCAGCAGAUCUUUUGGGAUUAAAACCUAUGAACCCUGAAUGGUCAGGAGGCGGGGCCACAGACAGCAGGUGGAGGCCCCUCCUCUUCACUCCGACACUCUCCGCUGUGUUUGGAUGGAGAGCAAAGACUGACCCCGGCUCACUUAGAUGACGGACAGGAAGGAUUUCACUUGGGAGCAGGAGAGGUCUCCCCCCUCCCCACACGAAUCUCUUCUGGACCAAGCACAGUCACUGACGCCCCCGGUGGCUGUCACAGAGAACUGCAAAUGGCUUAAUUUUUCUAAUAUAAAGGAUACACAAGCAUCACUUUAACUCAAAGGCUGUUACUGAUCGCUGGCAGCGCGGUAAAACGUAGCGCAUAUUGUUCCAUGUUGGUUUUCUUUUGUAUGAGAUGAGCUGUAUCGGUACGUGAUUCCUCUGUCUGUCCUAUCUACUGUAUUAUCUGUCUGUCUGUAAGUGGAGAAAUGACCCACUAUCUCUUAUCAAUACUCAGAAAUCUGGAAAGAAGGAAAUUAUGCCAAAAUGUGGAAUUGUUUUUUUUUUUAGAGACCUUCUACUCUUUUUUUAUGCAUUCGUUUAUAUUUUUGUGAAAUUCACUUGUUUUGUUUUUUUUGUUUUUAUUAUUACUUAAAGCCCCUUUGAUAAAGAAGCACCUGAACUGCUCAGUUGAGAUUUUUAAAGCGGCUGAUGGCUCAAGAAAAGAAAAGAGCAGAAGAGAAAUUAGGGGCAGCACCGUCGUUACUGUUGGCGUAUUUGGUUAGGAUCACAUUAGAUAUAAAAACUUCAGGUGAAGUUAGGAUCCCAGUUCGGUUUAUACCACUUAUUACAGUUUUUUAUUUUUAUUUUUUCAGUUUUUCACUUCCUUCACAAAACACUGCAAUUAUGAUUGUAAUCAUAAGGGGAUAAUUCCCCACCUGCUGCUCUGAACCACCAGUUAGAACAUUUCAGUGGGAUAAGGGUUUGAUAAUUGUGGUGAUAGGAUUGAAAGGAUUGGUAUGAGCAGUCAGUAUUAAGAUGUAAAAGACAUUUAUUAAGAUGACCAAGACAUUUAUUUCUACUGAUAACAUACAGAAUAACUUAGUCAGCAAGAUGAAUUAAUUCAAGAGUUCCUCCAAUGAUGUUAAAGUUAGCAUCUAAUUUAUGCUUCUAAUUGGCUUCUGAAUAAAGGGCUAUUUCUCUAAUUAUAAGAUCUAGAAUACCUAAUUUAGCUGUAGUUCAAAAUGUAAAGUAAGUAGAUAUCUAACUGCCUUCUAUUUACAUGGCAAAUAAGGCUCUGAUAUAAUUUAUUUUACUCAGUAUUUUAGCACACAUAAGCUCAUUUCUAACUAAAGCUUGACAUGGUGCAGAAAAGCCUUUGGCUUAGCCUUUAAACUUAGAGGCA